AUGGUAGUUUUUACUAAUGGAGGGGAUUUAGAGGUUAUCAUUGAUGAGAAGAAUCCAACAAAAGAAGUUAUUCUACCAAAUUCAUCCAUCUUCUUAAAGCUUCCUUCUAAUUUAUUAAAAUUUAUUAUUGUAAAACAAAACACAAUAAUAAAUCUGGGUAAAUUUGGCACGUUUUGUACUAAUGAUAUUAUUGGUCAUCCAUAUGGAUUUACUUAUGAAAUAUGUAACCAAGAAUUGAAAAUUAUGAGGAGCGAUAGAAUUCAUGAAAUAGAGGAUGAAAUAGCAAAUAAUAAAGAAACAAUGGAUGAUUCUUUUAAUCAGCUGCUUACUUAUGAUGAAAUAAUGCUUCUAAAACAAAAUAAAGAUUUAAGUGGACAAGAUAUUGUAAAUAAAAUUGUUUUUUCACAUAAAACAUAUGAUCAAAAAACUGAAUAUGCAAAAGAUAAAUACAUACGUAAAAAAAUCCAAAAAUAUCAAAAAGGAUUUACUACUAUGUUUCCAACAAUAUGGGAAAUUUCUGAACAUAUAUUAAUGAAAGAUUUUUUAAAGAUAAUGGAUUUACGGGCAGAAAUAAUAGCAUAUAUUUUAAAUUUAGGCAAUGUUCAGCCUGGAGGGAAAUAUAUCGUCGUAGAUGAAACUUCCGGUUUAUUAGUGGCCUCAAUAUUAGAACGUAUGGAUUGUAUUGGUCAAAUUAUGUAUAUUCAUACUAAUGAGCAUCCAAAUCUGGAUAAUUGUAAAUAUUUUGGACAAGAUUAUAUUCCUGAUAGACUCAUUGAGAAAGAUGUUUUGUUAACUUUAAAUUGGCUAAAUGUUAUAAAUCGUAAUCAAGAAAUUGAAUUUGAAAAUAAAGAUAUCAAUACAAUGAAAACAAAGUAUAUUGAAAAAUAUUUAAGAAAAAAAAAAGUGCAUGAACGGCUUAAGCGUAAUAUUCAGUUGCUUAAUAAGGGGGAAUUUGAUGGACUUUUUAUUGCUUCAACAUAUGAUCCAUCAAGUAUACUACCACAUCUCAUUCCUUUUGUUGCCGGCUCUUGUUCUAUUAUUAUAUAUUCACCUUAUCGUGAAAUACUUGUCGCUACUUCUCAUUAUAUUUCUUCACGCAAUACACAUGAUAUUCUUGCUCCCAUAAUUUCCGAAAUUCGACAUCGUCAAUAUCAAACCUUAAGUAACAGAACUCAUCCGUUUAUGGUAUCCAGAUCUUUCAUGGGAUAUGUUUUAUCUACAAUAAAGGUUCUUCCAUGUCUUAAAAAUCUUAGACCUUUGGGAAAAAAAUAA
Messenger RNA from Pneumocystis murina B123, 1272 nucleotides. RefSeq lists its product as hypothetical. Lineage: Eukaryota; Fungi; Ascomycota; Pneumocystomycetes; Pneumocystales; Pneumocystaceae. The record is from RefSeq and is a predicted model, not a curated record. Gene Ontology annotation, biological process: tRNA methylation. The transcript has 5 exons. Gene Ontology annotation, cellular component: nucleus; tRNA (m1A) methyltransferase complex. The coding region runs from base 1 to 1272 and encodes 423 amino acids.